Linum trigynum is the source of this 420-nucleotide messenger RNA. The record is from the annotation of a GenBank genome assembly. NCBI's taxonomy places the organism in Eukaryota, Viridiplantae, Streptophyta, Magnoliopsida, Malpighiales, Linaceae.
AUGUCGAACCCUGCGGACAAGCAUCAACCGCCGCGCCAGCUCAAGGAGGUGGUGACAGUCAAGGAUGUGAUGACGAGCAAGUACGAUGCGGUGGCAGCAUCGUUGGAGAGCUUGACAGAGGUGACUGUGAGGGCAGCCGAGGCCUCUAAGGGCUCGAUCGGAGCAAUCGAAGCCAUGAGCGACCAAAUCAAGGCUUCUAUUGAAGAAAUGGGCAAGAGUGUGGCUGAUAACAUCUGCGGAGCCCUGGCAGCGACGAUGCAGGAGGUGCUAACCCAAGUUCUGAAGAGCCGGGAGCCGUUGGCAAUCCCGACCAUGGGGGCGGCGUCGACGACAGCGAUCACGGCGGGGGUAGCGACGGCCACAGCAGCCGCGGCGAGCUUGGCGGCUCAGGAGGGCAGCGACGUGAGGGCCGCGCGCUAG